AAGCAUUGAACUCAAAGUGCCUUCUGGUGAAGUUGAAAUGCCUGAGGGAGCUGCUACAGAAAUGGAUGUAAAAAUGAAAAAGCCCAGGAUGUCAUUUGGAUGGUUUUCAAAACCAGAAGCGAAAGCACCGAGGUUGAUGUCAGUCUUACAAACGUGGAUUUUUCGCUUCCAGACGGAAAGGUGGAGGUCAAAGAGCCAGACGUGGAAAUGAAAUCUCCAGAUGUUCAAAUUGAAAUGAAACAUGAUAUUGAGCUUGAGGGACAAGGAAGUAAAUUUAAAUUACCAAAAUUUGGACUCUCAUUGCCAAGAGUUAAAGGUCCUGAAAUUGGCUUAAGUCUGUCAAAGACAGAUGUAGAUGUCGACUUACCAGAGGGAAGAGCAGACCUCCAACUACCUGAUGUGGAAGUCGGAGUGCCCUCUGUUGAAGUUGAAAUACCAGAAGCAGGUUCUAAAGAUAUUGAUGUGAAAAUGAGAAAGCCAAGAAUGUCAUUCCCCAAAUUUGGAUUUUCAAAACCUGAAGUGAAAGCACCAGAGGUUGAUAUCAGUCUUCCAGAGGUGGAUAUUUCUCUUCCUGAGGGAAAGGUGGAGGUCAAAGAGCCAGAGGUGGAAAUGAAAACUCCAGAGAUUCAAGUUGAUGUGAAAGAUACCGUAGGCUCCCCCUCAAGAUUCAAAAUGCCAACUUUAAAAUUCCCUAAAUUUGGAGCAUCUUCUCCAAAUGUCACAAUAGAGGUACCUGAUUUGGACAAGGACAUCAAGUUUCAUGGAACUGAAAUACCUGAACCCAAGCUGACAAUAUCAGCAUUUAACAUCGAAAAGCCAAGUGUUGACCUUAAAGGUCCAUCUAUAGAUGUCAAUCGUAAAAAAAAUGAAAAUGUCACUUUACCAGAGGUCAAAAUGAACGUCCAACCACCAAGCAUUGAACUCAAAGUGCCUUCUGGUGAAGUUGAAAUGCCUGAGGGAGCUGCUCCAGAAAUGGAUGUAAAAAUGAAAAAGCCCAGGAUGUCAUUUGGAUGGUUUUCAAAACCAGAAGCGAAAGCACCCGAAGUUGAUGUCAGUCUUACAAACGUGGAUUUUUCGCUUCCAGACGGAAAGGUGGAGGUCAAAGAGCCAGACGUGGAAAUGAAAUCUCCAGAUGUUCAAAUUGAAAUGAAACAUGAUAUUGAGCUUGAGGGACAAGGAAGUAAAUUUAAAUUACCAAAAUUUGGACUCUCAUUGCCAAGAGUUAAAGGUCCUGAAAUUGGCUUAAGUCUGUCAAAGACAGAUGUAGAUGUCGACUUACCAGAGGGAAGAGCAGACCUCCAACUACCUGAUGUGGAAGUCGGAGUGCCCUCUGUUGAAGUUGAAAUACCAGAAGCAGGUUCUAAAGAUAUUGAUGUGAAAAUGAGAAAGCCAAGAAUGUCAUUCCCCAAAUUUGGAUUUUCAAAACCUGAAGUGAAAGCACCAGAGGUUGAUAUCAGUUUUCCAGAGGUGGAUAUUUCUCUUCCCGAGGGAAAGGUGGAGGUUAAAGAGCCAGAGGUGGAAAUGAAAACUCCAGAGAUUCAAGUUGAUGUGAAAGAUACCGUAGGCUCCCCCUCAAGAUUCAAAAUGCCAACUUUAAAAUUCCCUAAAUUUGGAGCAUCUUCUCCAAAUGUCACAAUAGAGGUACCUGAUUUGGACAAGGACAUCAAGUUUCAUGGAACUGAAAUACCUGAACCCAAGCUGACAAUAUCAGCAUUUAACAUCGAAAAGCCAAGUGUUGACCUUAAAGGUCCAUCUAUAGAUGUCAAUCGUAAAAAAAAUGAAAAUGUCACUUUACCAGAGGUCAAAAUGAACGUCCAACCACCAAGCAUUGAACUCAAAGUGCCUUCUGCAGAAGUUGAAAUGCCUGUGGGAGCUGCUACAGAAAUGGAUGUAAAAAUGAAAAAGCCCAGGAUGUCAUUUGGAUGGUUUUCAAAACCAGAUGUGAAAGCACUUGAGGUAGAUGCCAGUCUUACAAACGUGGAUUUAUCUCGUCCUGAAGGAAAGGUGGUCAAAGAGUCAUAUGUAGAAAUGAAAGCUCCAGAGAGUCAAGUUGAAAUGAAAAAUGAAGGUUUUUUAGUUGAUGGAAAACUACUAACACCAAACAUAGAUGAUAAAAUAAUUGAAACGGGGGUGAAGAAACCGCUGAUAACCUUUCCAAAAAUAGUUUUUUCAAGAUCUGAAGUUACGGCUCCUGAGAUUGUUAUGAUUCCUCCAAAUGUAGACAUUUCACUCCCAGAGGGAAAAGAGUUCAAAGUGCCUGACGUGAAAAUUGAAGCUCCAGAGAUUGAAGUUGACGUAAAAGAAGCUGUUGGCUCCCCCUCAAGAUUCAAAAUGCCAACAUUCAAAUUGCCUACAUUUGGUUCAACUUCAAAGGUGGCAGUAGAUGUCUCUGCUAAAGAGAAGGUUAUUGAAGUGCCUGGUGUAGAAAUUCUAGAUCAAGUACUAGGAGCUUCCUUUCCAGUUGAUUUGACAGAACCCGGGGAUACAGUUGACAUUAAAGGAUGUAGUGAAGUUCAUCUACAUGUUGCUGGAUCUGCAGGGCCCUCAGUUGAAGAAGGAAUGACAAUAGCUGAUGUGGAUGUUCAUGAUGUUGACAGUUCAGAACUGACAAUUGAUGAUAAAGGCCAUGGCUUACCCAGCAAAGGUCAAGGCUCACCAAGUAAAUUCAAACUUCCAACCUUCAAAAUGCCCAAAUUGAGCAUUUCAAAAUCCAAACGACAGAAUGAACAUGAACAUGAUGAUAUAAGUCCAAAUAUUAUUUUGGAGAAUAAUGAAAUUCAUGUGGAACCACAAGGACCAGAGAUUUCACCAAAGUUGACUUUGACAACAUUUGGGGAGGUAUUAAGAAGCAUUGAUGUUGAAUUUUAUGUCCCUGCAUUAGAGGAAGUGGAAGAAAAGCUCACAGGCUCAAGGGAAGGACCCAGUGCUGAAACCCAGUCUAUCCAAGAAGAGGAAGAAGCGAAAGAAAAAUCCAAAUUUGUUUGGUUUAAGUUUCCUACAUUUGGACUAUCUUCUCCUUCAGAAUCUGCCAAAAUUUUAGAAAAAGAUACUUCUGAGAAAGAAGCAAGUGAGAACAGCCCUGCAGGUGAGUCUGUGGAACAAGAUUCCAGCUUGACCUUUUCAGUGCGGUCAUCGGAUGCUUUUGCAGAUAUCAGUUCUACAGUCACAAGCGAACAAGUUGCUCCAUCAUUGGCCUCUCCAACCAAAGUCACAGUGAAAUACUCUGACCCUAUUGCCACUGAGAUACAAGGUAAUAUCAUUACCUCCACAGCAAGGACAAAAAUGAUCUCUUUUGAACCCUACUUGGCAGAGAAGGUCACCAUUCCAAUGUCCUCUGGAGCUUCCUCCUCAUCAGUGGACACCCUAAAACUGGAGUCUGGCACACAUGUCAUCACAUCCAAUAUACAAGCAAUACCAGACACACAGAAAGCCACGCUCUUAACAGAUUUUGGAUUGCAGACAGGGACCGCCGGAGCUUCCUCUGCAUCUUGGUCAGUGGACGACACCAACAAAACACAGAGCGAUGGGCAAACAGUCAUUAAGAGGCAUGUAAUUAGGGAAAUGUCAGGCACUGACAAGGAAACGGUUGUCAUAACUCGAAGAGUUACACAUGUGUUUGGGGCUGAGCCCAUCUCAGAUGAAACCGCCUCAUCUAUCAAACAGAUGAAAGAAACUAUGCAUUCUGAAAAAAUGAAAUUCUUUGAUGGGGCUGAAUUGGAGUGACUUGGAGGAAUAUGAUAAAUCCCUCAAUUGAGAAGUAAUAUCAGUCAUAUUAUUAUUGUGCUCUUAAUAAUUAAUUGUGCUUUAAUUUAUGACAGAGUUUUAAUAUAUACAGUUAAAUGUUUUGAUUGUUUACUUAGUACACACUAAAUAUAAAUAUAAAUAUACACAAGUGAUACAGGUAGGGAUAUUAAUGCCAAAAUUGUCACUUUAUUGUAAUUACUACCACAUCUCUGCAGGUUGUCCUGCUGUACAUAUAAUGGAGAGAAACUUGUUAAUCCACUGCCAUAUACAUUGAUAAAUUACCUCUGAUUUCUGCUCUUUAUUCCACUUCUGGGCAGCAAUAUAUAAAUAUAAGGAAUCAAUGAUUAUGACUCUGAAAAUAUGUUUACAAUUAUUUCACUGUAAAACCAUACAAAAUACUUAAUUAAUACGUAGUGAUAUAAAUACAAACCAUGCAACAUUAAUAGAACAAAAACACACAACACAUAAGGAAGAAUUGCAAUCUGAACACUUAUUACCAUGAAAUAAAUAUAUGUUGCUAAAAUGUAAUGCUUGUAAUCAUAGUAAAAAAGAAAGAAAAAUAUAUUGAUGCAACUAUAUUUUGAUUAGAAUUAUGCAUAGAUUUAAUUUUCCAUAAUGUAUACUGUACCUAACAAAAACAUUUCUGGAUUUGUGUAUAGUUGGAAAAUUGAAAAUGCCUAUGUAUAUACUUGAUUUUGAUCACUUCUUUUGCAGAGUUAAUUUGAUUGUUGCUCUUAUUCUCCACUGAUGUAAUACAUGUAUUAGCAAAACUAUACAUAAUAAAUCUUCUACAAUAU
This is a messenger RNA of Oncorhynchus nerka (sockeye salmon), 4541 nucleotides long. Its product is annotated as neuroblast differentiation-associated protein AHNAK-like. The record is from RefSeq and is a predicted model, not a curated record. Gene Ontology annotation, cellular component: cytoplasm; nucleus. The transcript has a single exon. Gene Ontology annotation, biological process: regulation of RNA splicing. Lineage: Eukaryota; Metazoa; Chordata; Actinopteri; Salmoniformes; Salmonidae. Bases 100 to 3723 code for a protein of 1207 amino acids.